AUGGUAUCGGCGGUCUUUGAGGACUUGCGGAACCGAUGGACUAAGGAACAGAUCCGGAAAGAGGUUGACGAUGAUGUCACCUGUCUUGCCGCCGAUACUGAUUGCACCUGGGCUGAAAUCACCGUCAUGGUGCCAGGAGAAGCAGAUGUCGAGUGCGCUCGUGUGGCAAAACGUACCGGCUGUGCAGUGUUGACAGACGAUUCGGAUCUUCUGCUUCACGAUCUUGGCGAGGAUGGCGCGGUCUUGUUUUUAGAGUCGGUGCAAACAUCCUCGGGAGUCUGGAAUCCGGCCGAUCCAGAUAUUCGGGGGCUGAGAAUCUGUCCCUAUUCGCUCUCUGGCCGAUUGGGGAUCCCUAGUGUUCAGUGGUUUGCUUUUGAAUUGCAAAAAAAUCAUCACUUGCGUUUUGCUGAACUUACCCGGAUAGCCCAGGAGAGUAGUAAAGCGACUGAGCUCUCCUCGGAGUAUCUGGAGUUUCUUCGAGAGUAUCAAAAUGAGACUGCAGAUAACGAGGUGAUACGGGGAGCAGGGCAGUCCGCACAACCCUUGGAUCCUAGGGUAUCGGAGUUAUAUUGGCAAUAUGAACUUCCUGGCAUCUACUGCUUAGGUGACCAGCCGCAUGUCUAUCUCGGGAUUCUGAACGAAGAUUCUUCGAGGCGAUGUGCCUGGGAACAAGGUCGAACAUAUAGGUCCCUAGGGUACUCAUUUUUCAACAAUUCCCGUCCUACUACCAAUCGCUUCGCGGUUGUACAUGAAUUUGUCCGCAGAGGUGGAAGGAUCGUGGCCGAGGAGAUCACUUUAAGCGGAACAAAGACCGUGACUUCUGACCUGGAUCUCCUCCGGGGACGCCUUGCCCAUGCACAUGCUACCUUUGACGAAGGUCUGGCACCGGAGAGCUUUUGGUUUUUGUAUGCUCUUUCCGAUAUCUACCGCGAUGGAUCCGGCACAACCACAGUUCCAAGUGCGAAGGAACUGGAGAGCUUUCUUACGAAUGGAUACAUGGUGCAAAGUACCAAGUGGGCAGACAUUCACCUUCUCGCUCAAAUACAAGCUGCACUGUACUCUUUACGAAUGCUGAAGCAGCUUUUCCACAUCGCAGCUCCUGAUGAUGACUUGGUUGAAUCCAGCUCAUUACUCGCGGAUUUACCUCCACUGCACAUCAUGAUGUCGCGACAGAAAAUGAUCCAAAGCUUUGCCAACACUCGUCUUGUUCGGCUUGCGGUUCGUCAAGUGAUAGAAACAUAUGGUUAA
This is a messenger RNA of Penicillium digitatum Pd1, 1248 nucleotides long. Its product is annotated as PIN and XPG domain-containing protein. Lineage: Eukaryota; Fungi; Ascomycota; Eurotiomycetes; Eurotiales; Aspergillaceae. The record is from RefSeq and is a predicted model, not a curated record.